This is a messenger RNA of Monosiga brevicollis MX1, 1329 nucleotides long. RefSeq lists its product as uncharacterized. Lineage: Eukaryota; Choanoflagellata; Craspedida; Salpingoecidae. Bases 1 to 1329 code for a protein of 442 amino acids. The record is from RefSeq and is a predicted model, not a curated record. The transcript has 4 exons.
AUGGCGACGGGUGAACCAUCGGCACGUUGGUCGGCCAUGCAGGCGCAUCGGCAGGCAGCGGCCAAGCGGGAGGCUCAGGCGGAAGCGCUCACCACCAAGGCAGCGCGGGCGGAAAUGGGUGAUGCUAUUGAGCGCUACAUGGAUCGUGAAUUGCGCCUACCCAUGGGACCACCCACAGGCUACGUUGACCUUGAAAACGUGCAGGUGGCCUCUCUGGACCAGCACAUCCCGCAGGCCAAGGCCGAGAAGCAGGAGCAAAUUCAAGCUGCUGUCAAGGCUCAAAACCAAGUCUUUCUAUGCGAAGUCUGCAACAAGCAGUACACAAAGAUUUCCGAGUAUGAAAAUCAUCUCUCCUCCUACGAUCAUCACCACCGCAAGCGCCUCAAAGACCUCAAAGCCCUCUCUGCCCGCCACAGUAAAGAAUCGAAGAAGAGAGAAAAGGAGGAAAAGCAAAAGAAGAAGAAGAAGAAGAAAGGCGAGUCUGAUGAGGAUUUGGCUGCUCAGAAGGCAGCCGCCUUGUCCUUUGGCAUUAUUCGCAAGAAAACAACGAGUACUGGCGGUGCUAUCGGUGGUGGGGGCCAAGUCGAGGCAGCUCCGCCAUCGUCAAACCCUCCCGCCCAAAGUGGAGCAUCCACUAGUCCAUUCAUGCAGACGGCUGGAAAAGGAGAAGGAAAAGAUCGAGCUUCUUCUAGCUCAGAGACUGGGGGGCAACGACCGCGCAUGCUACGCUUUGAGCGAGCAGCUCAAGGCCUGCCUGGAACCAUGACGACAAUCACGAAGCAGAUGUCCUCCACAACAGCUGCCGAUUCCCAGGCCCCCACCGCGAUUCAAACAUCGCCUUCGUCUCUGCCCCCGCCCCCGCCUCCUCCCUCCAAUCCGGUUCUGGCGCCGGUCUCGCAGACCCCCACAUCAGGACUCUCGCAACAGUCUGUGCUCGCCACAACUUCCGCAGCAGUUACCACGACAAGCAGGCCGGCACCGAGCACCGAACCCGUGCGCCAGGCGACGGCCACCACACCGCAAUCUGGCGCAACCCAGCAGCAGGGCCAUCACCCCAGUGCGCCAGGCCAUGGGGCGACUGCCCCAUCGUUUGCCGGCCAAGCGUAUCCACAAUAUGCGGUGGGCCAGGGCUACCCGGCCCACCACUACCAGCAAGGCUAUGGAGCUUGGCAAAACGGAGGCUAUGGUGGGCAGUAUGCCUCGCCCCACCAAACUCAGCAUCAGUACCAAUCGCACCCGCAGUAUCACCAGUACCAACAGUACCAAUACCAGCACUAUCCACAGCAGCAGCAACAACAACAACAACAACCAGGCCACUGGCCUCGGUAA